AUAAACUUCUGAAGAUCCUCCUCCUCUCACACACUCUCAGAAGGAAGCAGAUACACAACACUACCAGUCAGCUCAGUUUGCGGUUUCAAGAGGUUUCUGUGAGAGAAAAAAAUGACCUCUCCGGCUACUCACUAUAAAAAACAGCAUUACUCCCACCUAAAGAAGGACUGCCUAGACAACAAGAAGCUGUUUGAGGACCCAGAGUUUCCUGUCACCAAUGCGUCUCUGUUCUACAAUAAUUCACCUCAUGGUCGUGUUGUGUGGAAGAGACCUGGGGAGAUCAGCGAUGAUCCUCACCUGUUUGUGGAGGGCAUCAGCUCCCACGACCUGAACCAGGGAGAUCUGGGUAACUGCUGGUUUGUGGCGGCCUGUUCCUGCUUGGCUCUGAAGCCAGACCUCUGGCCAAAGGUGAUUCCUGACUGGAAGGAGCAGGAGUGGGAUACCAAACACCCAGAGCGCUAUGCUGGCAUCUUCCACUUCCAGUUCUGGGUGUUUGGUGAGUGGAUGGAUGUGGUGGUGGAUGACCAACUGCCCACCAUCGAUGGAAAACUCAUCUACUGCCACUCCAACGUCAAAAACGAGUUCUGGAGUGCCCUUCUGGAGAAGGCUUAUGCCAAACUGUCUGGCUGCUAUGAGUCUCUGGACGGAGGCAACACGGCGGACGCCGUGGUGGACUUCAGCGGAGCCGUGGCGGAGACCAUCGAUCUGGAGACAGACUUCCACAGCGACAAGAAAAAGCAGGAUAAACUGUUCCGGGACCUGCUGAGAGUCUACAACCGGGAUGGUAUCAUCUGUAGCUCCAUAAAGGCAGCAAGUCAUGAAAUUGAAGCGAGGAUGUCUUGCAGGCUGGUGAAGGGUCAUGCCUACGCAGUGACUGCGAUGAAGAAGGUGCAUUUGGAAAAAGAGGGCCAGGCCGUUCCCCUGAUCCGCAUGAGAAACCCCUGGGGCAGGACCGAGUGGAACGGAGCCUGGAGCGACAGCUCAGCAGAAUGGAAGAAUGUUGGAAGCGUGGAGAGAAACAAGCUCGGCAUCACUGUACAGGAUGAUGGGGAGUUUUGGAUGUCGUUCGCUGACUGGUGUAAGUACUUCACAUUCGCAGAUGUGUGUCACGUCAUCAACACCUCCUUGGACGGUAUCGACAAGACAUGGAAGGAGGUGGUGCAUUUUGGUAGCUGGACCAAACACGCGGAGCCACUGAAGAAUCGAUGUGGUGGCUGCAUAAACAACAAACAGACCUUCUUGCAGAACCCACAGUACAAGUUGGACGUGACCGAGGAGAUGGCUAAGGUCCGGAUCUCCCUGCAGCAGAGAGACAUGAAGAUCCACAGGAUGAUCGGCCAAGGAGAGAACCUCAGCAUCGGCUUUACCAUCCUCAAGAUGGAACGCAACAGGAAACAUCGCAUACAUCACUUCACCCCCGAGGAAAACGUGGACAGGUCAGAGUUCAUCAAAGUUCGUACGGUGUUCAGGAGGUGCAUGUUGCCCAAGGGUCGUUACGUCAUCAUCCCCUCCACCUUCAAGCCAGAGAAACUGGGAGACUUCAUGCUACGUGUUUUCACUGACACAGAGUCAGGAUGCAGAGAGCUGCUGGAGCCUGUCGUAAGGAAUUAGAACACUCAACAUCGAAGAACGUUUGGAACUGAAUCGUGUUCUGAACUGUAGAUAAUCAGCUGUCUCUGUUAAGUUCUCUCUUGCUCUCUGUGGGUAUACUAUGACAUUUCUGAGUCUCUUCAGGAUUCGCUUUGGGUUUAGCAUCAGUUCAACAUUUUAUUACCCCGAUAAUCUAAUCAUUAUCGUGUCAUGUUAUUAUUAGCUUUUAUUAAAUCCACAAUUUAAUUCUGAUUGAGCUUUUUGAGGGUCUGCUAAGUGUUCUCAAGAAUGAUUGCCUUUCUCACCCAUGUGAUGAUUGAUUUAUUGUCAUUGUGUCAAAAGUCUGUACGCAGUGGGAUCCUUGGGCUGCUGGCUAACGAGACACUAACACGCUUCCCAAGGCUCUGCCUUAACAGACGUGAACACAUGGUACAACUCUAUAUAGGGCCUGGGGUCUCGAUGAUCAGAGGGAUGACCAGAUGCCUGCGUCAUUCACCUGCGUCUGGUCACCUCUAAUCUCCCUGACAUGUGACCUGUGUGAAACUACUCCCCCUUCUGACAGUAUGCAGAGCAGCUCAUCUCUGUAGUAAGGCUGUGUCUUUGGUUUCCUCAUCACACAUAGGUGGGAGGAGUUUACAAAGCAGUGAUACAUACCUUUUAACUGCUCUUUUACCCCAGCUGUAAAUACUGUAAUGUUCUCAUUCCAAUACUGGUGCUUUUUAUUUUGAAAGAUUAUUAAAUGGAUGAACUGACAAUGUUCUGAUUAUG
This is a messenger RNA of Osmerus eperlanus (European smelt), 2358 nucleotides long. Its product is annotated as calpain-5-like. Bases 112 to 1611 code for a protein of 499 amino acids. The transcript is spliced from 11 exons. Gene Ontology annotation, molecular function: calcium-dependent cysteine-type endopeptidase activity. Lineage: Eukaryota; Metazoa; Chordata; Actinopteri; Osmeriformes; Osmeridae. Gene Ontology annotation, biological process: proteolysis. The record is from RefSeq and is a predicted model, not a curated record. Gene Ontology annotation, cellular component: cytoplasm.